AGUAGUUUCACAGUGUCGCUUUCACGAUGGUUUAAAUGUCGCCGUCGAAAGAAUAACUUCGCUGCCUGACCACAGAGAGAGACACCAAGAAAAAAAACGUUUCGAACAGAAUUGAAAUGAACAGAAACCCUAGAUUUUAGAAUUUCUCGAGAAAAAAAAUGUCAGUGUUAACAGGAUUACAAGAUCACUUAAAAUUAGCCAGAGAAUACGCACUCGAAGGCCUCUACGACACUUCAAUUAUCUUCUUCGACGGCGCCAUUGCUCAGAUCAAUAAGCACUUAAAUUCACUCGACGACCCUUUAAUUCGCUCAAAAUGGAUGAAUGUGAAGAAAGCAAUCUCAGAGGAGACGGAGGUAGUGAAGCAAUUAGAUUCGGAGAGAAGGGCAUUUAAGGAAAUUCCUACUGGGAGACGUGCCGCUUCGCCGCCUAUUCAUGCUAAAGCUUCGUCCUUCCUUUUUCAACCGUUGGAUGAGUAUCCUACCUCAUCUGCUCCUCAUAUGGACGAUCCUGAUGUGUGGAGGCCGCCGAGUCGGGAUACUUCGAGUAGGAGGCCUACUCGGUCUGGUCAAGUUGGUAUGAGGAAAUCACCCCAGGAAGGGAGUUGGGGCGGUGGCGGUGGUGGUGCUCCUCAUGGUGGUUCUAGUAGACCAGGUCCAGGUGGUCGUGCUACAAAGAGUGGUAGUGGGACGAGUAGGGUGAACUCGGGAGUUCGGGCGUCGACUACUGGGAGGAAAGGAACGGGUGCUGGAAAAAGUGGCAAGGGAGAUUCGGCUAAUGGUGAUGGUGAAGAUGGGAAGUCGAAGAAGGGACAAUAUGAAGGUCCUGAUCCGGAUUUGGCUGCAAUGCUUGAAAGGGAUGUGUUGGAAACUACUCCUGGAGUUAGAUGGGAGGAUGUUGCUGGACUUAGUGAAGCUAAAAGACUUCUGGAAGAAGCGGUUGUUCUUCCGUUAUGGAUGCCUGAAUAUUUCCAGGGAAUUAGGCGACCAUGGAAAGGGGUUCUUAUGUUUGGCCCUCCUGGUACUGGGAAGACACUGCUCGCUAAAGCUGUUGCUACUGAGUGUGGCACAACUUUUUUCAAUGUUUCCUCGGCUACAUUGGCAUCAAAGUGGCGUGGGGAGAGUGAGCGCAUGGUGCGGUGUUUGUUUGAUCUGGCACGAGCUUAUGCGCCAAGUACAAUAUUCAUUGAUGAGAUUGAUUCUCUGUGUAAUUCCAGAGGGGCUUCAGGAGAACAUGAAUCAUCUAGAAGGGUCAAGUCUGAACUUCUGGUUCAGGUAGAUGGUGUAAACAAUACAGGCACAAAUGAAGAUGGUAGUAAAAAAAUAGUGAUGGUUUUGGCAGCUACUAAUUUCCCAUGGGACAUUGAUGAAGCACUUAGGAGGAGAUUGGAAAAGCGUAUUUAUAUUCCUCUCCCCAAUUUUGAGAGUCGUAAGGAGCUUAUUAAGAUCAAUCUGAAAACAGUUGAGGUGGCUCCUGAUGUAGAUAUUGAUGAAGUGGCUCGUCGGGCAAAGGGGUAUAGCGGAGACGAUCUUACAAAUGUUUGUCGGGAUGCUUCGUUAAAUGGCAUGAGACGCAAGAUUGCUGGAAAGACACGAGAUGAGAUUAAAAGCAUGGCUAAAGAUGAUAUUUCAAAUGAUCCUAUCGCGAUGUGUGAUUUUGAAGAGGCAUUGCAGAAGGUCCAGCGAAGUGUUUCACAAUCCGAUAUUGAGAAGCAUGAGAAGUGGUUCCAAGAGUUCGGAUCUGCUUAAAUAUUUGUUCGUUUCUAUGUAUUUUAGUGGAUUGUAAUUCAAUGGUUUGCUUGUUAUUGUAACUUUUUUUUUUAAUCUGUAACCUCAUGCAUGUAUGUACUUUAUCAUCGUACAGAAAGCUUGUAAUUUGUUAGGUACCGUAUGUGACAUGAAUUGAAAAAAAAGGCAAAAUCCAUCUCAAUGUCUAUGUACUAUAUGUUUUCAUUUUUUUAA
This is a messenger RNA of Mercurialis annua (annual mercury), 1958 nucleotides long. Its product is annotated as katanin p60 ATPase-containing subunit A1. The coding region runs from base 159 to 1745 and encodes 528 amino acids. The transcript is spliced from 7 exons. Gene Ontology annotation, cellular component: microtubule cytoskeleton. NCBI's taxonomy places the organism in Eukaryota, Viridiplantae, Streptophyta, Magnoliopsida, Malpighiales, Euphorbiaceae. The record is from RefSeq and is a predicted model, not a curated record. Gene Ontology annotation, biological process: microtubule severing. Gene Ontology annotation, molecular function: ATP hydrolysis activity; microtubule binding; ATP binding.